AUGCUCACACGGGUCAAGUCCGCCGUGGCCGGGUUCAUGGGUGGAAUCAUGGCCGGUGGCAGCUCCGGUGCAGGGGGCAACCCCGGCUCGGAGCUUCCGCUGAAAUUCCCAUAUAUGAGACCCGAGUUCCUUGGACUGUCUCCGGAUGAGAUCGAGUGCUCCGCGGACCACAUAGCCCGGCCCAUCCUCAUCCUGAAGGAAACCAGAAGAUUACCUUGGGCCACCGGAUACGCUGAGGUGAUUAAUGCUGGUAAGAGUGCGCUGAAUGAGGACCAGGCAUGCUGUGAGGUGGUAGUGGCGAGAAGGAGGCCAAUGAGCUACUGCCCCCCCUCCACGCCCAGCAAGACGCCCACCGCCAAGAGACGCAACUCCCUGCCCAACGGAGAGGGCCUGGGGCUCCGCAUGGAGCACAGCAAGCUGGGGGAGGACAGUGAGGGACUGGUAUUCCACUACUGGGCCUUGUUCGACGGCCAUGCCGGUUCAGGUGCGGCAGUUGUCGCUUCCCGCCUGCUGCAGCACCACAUCGCCUGUCAGCUCCAGGCCGUCAUCGAGAUCCUGCGUAACCUGGCCUCCCUGCCCCCCACCAUCAUGGGGGAGGAGCCCGACAACAACCCCUACCUCCAGGGAAACACCCCAGGCCCUCACCGCGCCCUGACUCGAGCCGCCUCACUGCGGGGUGCCACGGGCGCGCCGGGUUCCCCGUGCAGCACCCCGCCUCCCCCUCGCUUCUUCACCGAGAAGAAGAUCCAGCACGAGAGCCUGGUGAUAGGAGCCAUAGAGAACGCCUUCAAAGAGAUGGAUGCCCAGAUUGAGCGGGAGAAGCACGGCUAUAGCAUCACAGGAGGAUGUACCGCUCUCACCGUGGUGUACCUGCUUGGAAAACUAUAUGUUGGGAAUGCAGGUGACAGCAGGGCUAUCAUUAUUAGAAACAAUGAGAUCAUUCCCAUGUCGACAGAGUUCACACCAGAGUCAGAACGGCAGCGACUCCAGUUCCUGGGUUUCAUGCAGCCUCACCUGUUAGGAAACGAGUUCACGCACCUGGAAUUUCCCAGGAGAGUUCAGAGGAAGGAGGUGGGCAAGAGGAUGCUCUACAGAGACUUCACCAUGAACGGGUGGGCCUAUAAGACAAUUGAGGAUGAAGAUCUCAAGUUUCCACUAAUAUAUGGUGAAGGGAAAAAGGCUCGGGUGUUGGCAACCAUUGGUGUGACCCGCGGGCUCGGUGACCACGACCUCAAAGUUCACGACUCCAACAUCUACAUCAAGCCGUUCCUUUCCUGUUGCCCCGAGGUGAAGGUGUAUAACCUGACGCAGUAUGAGCACGGGGCUGAUGAUGUUCUGGUGAUGGGAACCGACGGCCUGUGGGACGUCCUCUCCAACCAGGAAGUAGCUGAAGCCGUCACCACCUUCCUAGCCAACUGUGACCCUGAUGACCUCCACAGGUAUACGAUGGCAGCACAGGACCUGGUGAUGCGAGCGCGCGGCGUGCUGAGGGACAGAGGCUGGAGGAUUACCAACGAGCGCCUGGGCUCUGGAGAUGACAUCUCGGUCUUCAUCAUACCGCUUAUGUACGGCAACCGUCAGCCCUGAGGAUGAGCCCAGGAGGACCAGAAGGGCCUGUUCGGCUCUUAAACCAACAGGAUUAAUCCUGAACUCAGAAUCCCCCUUUCAGUUCCCCCGGUGCCGUUUGCACAAUUGUUUUCUUACUUGGACGAAGGUCAAGUAGAACAUUUAGAUGGUAUUUCAUGUCUCUGUGGAUGUUCAGGAUCGGUCUGCCACCAAAUGUGGUUGCUCGGGGGAACUGCAGUCAAUGAUGAACAAUCUUUAAUGUUCAACAGGAUGAUGGAGGUUGACUGGUCCUGAACUUCUGUAGACAUGUGAAAGCUGAAAUGGUUGAAUGCUCUUCCAAAGUGAAGAAAAGACCUCUUUAUUUCCUCUCCUUCCCUCUCUUGCAGUGCUGUAAACUUGGCUCCCCUCUCUUUUAUUUCCCUUUGCUUCCCUUAUACUGUACAGUCAACUUGUUUAUAAAAAAAAAAAUACCUCCUUCAUCUCAUGACCGUGGACCAAGCUGACAGGUCAGCUGCGUUUUCUGUUUCGCCACAGUGUGGCUUUGAAGGAUUCACUCGUUGAAGAACUGCUUACAGAUUACAGACUGAUUGUAGCACUGAGAUUUUGGCUGGAACCUGCAUUGCUGUUCAUCAUUUCGGGAGGCUUUUGGUCAGUAAGAGCCCAGAGUGGCUGAAAUCUUAUGUCACAUGAAACAUUGAGGGGUAUAAUUUACAUGUUUCAUGAAUCAGUUCUUACUGUCAAGUGGGAAAUCUGAGCCUCUCUGCAUCAAUUGCAGAGAUGUAGUUUGACAAAAAGGUUUCUGAACAAAUUUUGAUGUGGUUAAUCCAAACUUGCUCCAUCAUUCAACACCUGUACAAGCAAGAAAAACGUUCACUGUGUCAAGUCAUUUAAUCUGAUGUCGAGUUUUAAGAUGUAAACAUUGGAAAUUAGUCUUUAAUUUAAGUACAUGGUUCCAGUAGCUGUUGGACUUCAGCGGAUUUGGUUGUUUGCAGUUAGUGAACCAAAUCAUUAAAGCGGCAGGUCGUAAAAACCAAAACAAUAAGCCAAAAAGCUCCAUGCAGCUGAGGGAAAGUGCAAAGUCAGAUCAUUUUCUGGAGGUGUCAGAGCUACUUUGCUGAAAAUGGAGAUGAGAGCGGUGAGAGUGAACUGAAACAAUAAAAUUGUGGGGACAUAAAACCAAAACAAAGAGCUAAAAGGCGCUAAAAUGGUGUGCUAGCUUCUCUGUGCAUUUGUCACUAUGAGUGAACCCUAUCACAUUAUACAUUGCCAUUUGAUUGAUUGUUUAUAUAAAUAUAUUGAUUAGUGCAGCUUUAAGGUAAUAUAAUAUACAUGCUAACUAACUACAUUGAGAAAAGUAGAAGCAGUGAAAUUCAAAAAUAUCAAAAAAUAUCCUUAAAACUUAUAUAAAUUCCUCUAUGAAAAAAACAAAACUAACACCCAACACUGGAUUAAAUGACUUGGACAUCAGUGUAGAUGCACUUUAGGCUGACCCACACCAUUCACCGAGGAGAUGAUCUAUGGAAGGUUGAAAAGGCAAGUAUUCCCUGCAGCAGGGAGGAGAAUUAAAUUCAUAACUUUGAAAAAAAAAAUCAUGAAAUACAAUCAAAGUUGAGCUGAACCAACAUUUCACAGAGAAAAAAAAGCUAAGCUUUCUUUUGCUUUAACAUGUUUUGCAUGUUUUACAAGCUGAAGAUGCUUGACCCGCAGAUUUGGGAAUAACGACGUACCGUGUUUGGAUGUAGUUAUUAACUGUGUGUCGGUGCAUGCAGUGACAUAUUGUAGGCCUGGGAACAUGAGUGAUGGUGCAAUGUUUUACACUGCUGUUUGUUUUUUUUUAUAUGGACUGAAUUUGUGUUUCUGUAACGUAUUGAAGAAUUAGUGACAAUGUUAUUUGUUUGUAAACGUGCAGAAACCAUGCAUACAUAUAUUUGAGGUUGUUUUUCCUUUAGAAUUAUUAGACAUUUAGUGGAAGAGCUAUAGGAUAAAGAUUCAUCAUGAAGGAAGGGAAUGAAACAAAAAAACAUUUGUCAUCUUUUUGAGUUCAGUCACCGGAUUUCAGACAGAAAAGUGACCGUCGAGACUUCCAUAAUGACCUCAGAAAGUGAUGUGCAUGUGUGUGUUUACACCCCUUCCCUACAUUAUUAUUCUGUAUUCAUACAGGCUGCGCUGCCCAGCAAGCUGCUUUGAGUUAAGAUGAAGGAGAUGAGAGGUAGAGUCAAUUCAGAGAGUCAGUAAAAAAAGUUCAUUUUAGAAAAAAAGUUUGAUUCCAAGUUGAGGAAAUAUUUCUGUCAGAACAAUUGGCAGCAUGAAAUUAAACACAAACUGUGUGUUUUAUAGAAGCUGUUAAAGUGGAUAUGUAGAGUUUUGGAGUAGCACUGGUUUACUUUAAUGUAAAACUUGACUUACGAAGCGGGAAUACGUCUCCUUGUUUCAUAAAACAAGCGAUUGACUGAAUCCAAAGAUGCUCAUGUGGAAACUGUGCAGUGCCAGGAUGAGGAAGCCAUUGUUAGAUCACAUAUGUAUGUGCCAUUGUGUUGCAUGGCUAUUUAUCUUCUCUUUUUUUCUUCUUUUUUUUCUGCAGUCGACAAUUCUCUAUCUAUCUACAUUCCACCAAGCAGCAGUCAUUUACAUUUACCUGAAGAUCGUAUGUGCAUUUUUUCCUCCUAUACAUUCCAUGAAAGAAAUGUUUAAUCUAGUACAUGUCGUUAUUAUGUACCUGUUGUUGCUGUUUUUCCAUCAAAUAAGCUAUUUGGCAGUUACCAAGUUAGUUAUCUAUUUAUUGAAAGCCUGUUUUUUUUUAUUUCUCUGAUUUUAUUUGUGGAUCUUUUUAAGUUCAAACUGUCCUGACACCACCCGAGCUUUGUCUUAGCAAUUGUCACAGUUCAAUAUUUCAAACAGCCAGACUUUACAGUAGAGAGUGAUGUUUUGAACUGUCAACACAUUAAGUCUGAAUAUACGUUGAAUGUUCAUCCUUCUGUCAUUAAGCCUUUUUCUCUUAGAUGAAUGUCAAAGAAUGACUAUAUAAUUUAUUUUUCUCAUCCUAUUGUGCCACCCAACUGCUGCACAUCAACUCAGGUUCAAUUAUGAGGUGUAGGGAAACGUGGACAAGUCCUCUAAGGUGGUUUUAUUAGUUCCACUACAUUUGUAAAUACAUGGGAGAGACCAGUGUGUUCGGGAAGCUCUUAGAUUUGAAAGUUUACUUUGUCCCUUCAGCUUUACAGCUCCAGGCUGUGGGUUUCCCUUUCUGAAGUUGCUGUAUUGUGAAAUAGUCACUACUGCUGUUGUUUUUUUUUCUACUUAGUUAAUUGGGUUCAUCAUGGGACAAUGAGAAGAGGUUUUUUCUGUAGCAAGAGGAAGUUUGAAGCCUAUUGGGUAAACGUUUUAAGUGACCAUUGUGCUCCCUCUCAACCUCUCCGUUUGUGAAUGUGAAAUGUACAUUUUGUAUAACAGAAAGAGAACUUAAUGAAAUCAAAAAGAAAUAUUUUUAAUGUUUCCUUGUGCAACUCUGACUUUGGGGAAAAAAGGCAAUGUUUACCUUCAGUGUUUCUUUUCCAGAAAUGAAAAAAAAAAACGACAAUAAAUGUUAAAGAUCAAUGUAAGAAAUGUACAGUUUUAUGUCAUUAAAAAC
Messenger RNA from Thunnus maccoyii (southern bluefin tuna), 5194 nucleotides. Its product is annotated as protein phosphatase 1H-like. Gene Ontology annotation, molecular function: protein serine/threonine phosphatase activity. Bases 1 to 1587 code for a protein of 528 amino acids. NCBI's taxonomy places the organism in Eukaryota, Metazoa, Chordata, Actinopteri, Scombriformes, Scombridae. The record is from RefSeq and is a predicted model, not a curated record. The transcript is spliced from 10 exons. Gene Ontology annotation, biological process: protein dephosphorylation.